UCCCAGCAUUCACAUCUUGUCAUCCAGCAGCUCUUAGGUCAUUUAGAUGCAAACAGUAAAGGCUCAGCGACAGUGCGUGCUGGAAUAGUGGAGGUUCUUCUAGAGGCGGCUGCCAUCGCUGCCUGUGGCUCUGUUGGCCCCACAGUGCUGGAGGUGUUCAACACACUACUGAGGCAACUGAGACUCAGUGUGGACUAUGAGCUGACGGGAUCCUAUGACUGCACCAACAUCGGCACCAAGAUCAUCAAGGAGCACGAGGAGAGACAGCUGCAGGAGGCCGUCAUCAGGACAAUUGGCUCAUUUGCGAAUACCUUACCAACAUACCAGCGCUCUGAGGUUAUGCUUUUCAUUAUGGGGAAGAUCCCUAUUCCAGGCAUGCAUCCAACACUGCCCUCUACAGGAUCAGAGCCUGAGGUGAAUCGCAUGAUCCAAGUCAUGCUGCUGAAGUCCUUGAGACAGGUCACAUCUGGUUUCCAGACCACUAACAUGCUGACAGCUCUACCUAACUCCUUCCUGGACCCACUGCUGUCAUUUGCUUUGCUAGAGGAUGCUGAAAUUCGCCUUCUGGUGCUGGAAAUUCUGGUCAGCCUCAUCGAUCGCCAUGACAACCUCCCCAAGUUCUCCACCAUCAGUAUCAUCUCUGAUAUCUCUGUGCUUAAACUCAAAGUGGACAAGUGCUCACGUCAAGACAACCUCUUCAUGAAGAAGCAUGCUCAGCAUCUAUACAGACACAUCUACCUGUGCUGUAAGGAGCAGAGCAGCAUGCAGUCUCACUUUGAGAAGCUCUACGCACUCCUGGCUCUCAUCAGUAUGGAGCUGGCCAAUGAAGAGGUUGUGGUGGACCUGAUCCGUGUAGCGCUCGCUCUGCAGGACUUGGCUCUGAGCAGUGAGGAGACGUUACCUGGGUAUAACCGCUGUGCUGUUCAUGCAUUGUCUGCUGCUUACCUUAAUCUCAUCAGCCAGCUCACCACUGUUCCAGCAUUCUGCCAGCACGUCCAUGAAGUGAUUGAAAUGAGGCAAAAAGAAAUUCCGUACCUGUUACCUGAGGAUGUCUUCAUUGAAAAUACAAAGAUCCCUAAGACACUGGAGAAACUGGAGGGGGAGGUGUUGUUCCAGCAGGUGAAGAUCACAGAGGUUCUGGGAGGAAGUGGCUACAACAUUGAACGACUGGCCGCACCUUAUAUUCCACAGUUUACUGAUGAGGACCGGCUCUCAAAGAGAAAGAGUGUUGGAGAAACAAUAUCUUUACAAGUGGAGGUAGAGUCCAGAAACAGCCCUGAGAAAGAGGAGAGAACACCAGCUGAAGAAAUCACAUUUGAAACCUUAAAAAACGCCAUCGUGGACAGUGUAGGUGUGGAGGAACAGGAGAAGGAGCGCAGGAGACAGGUGGUUGAGAAGUUCCAGAAGGCCCCAUUUGAAGAGAUAGCUGCUCACUGCGGUGCCAGAGCUACAAUGCUGCAAAGCAAACUUAAUCAAAUUUUUGAAAUCACAAUCAGGCCUCCUCCCAGUCCAUCUGGAACAAGUUACGGCCAAACCCAGAAUCGCUCUGUGCCUGUUUAUGAGAUGAAGUUCCCAGACUUGUGCGUUUACUAGUGCAGCUCAACUCAGGUAGCAGGCAGAGAAGCAGAGAAUACAAACUAUAUUUUAAUGUUGUUAAUGCAAGAAAACUGACAGAUCUCCCACAUCUUCUAUGUUUUCCUAUGUAUACACUGCGACUGCUGUCAACAACUCACCUAACUUGUGAAGUUUUUAGAACUUUUAACACCUAAUUUGGAUUAAUUCAGUUUAGUUUAUUCCUUAAUCGUUUACAAUGUGUUUUCCCUAUUUACAGAUGUUAUUAAGAUAUUCUAUAUGAUAUUCUGGUCCUCCACAAUAAUACCAGCUCACAGACAUGUAUUUGAGCAAGUACUGCAGCAAUGUUCCAACUCAGCGGUGGCACAGAAUUAUUGGUGAAUCUCACCAAACCUUUCAGGAACAUGCCCAGGUCAUAUUUCACGCCAAAAUCAAAUGAAAUAAAUAAGCCUGUUUCAUGGAGCAAUAAAAUAAUUUGCACUGUGCUAUGAUUUUGAUUUUCUGUAAUAGUUUCACGCUUUUUACUCCAAAUUCUCUUUCCAUAAUGGAAAUAAAAUCUUAUUCUCAUUAUUGUAAUGCGAAGUUUAACACACCAUGGUAGUAUUUGUAGUACUGCUGUUAAUUUAUGCUGGUUUAUAUAGUAAAAAACAUGGUAAAAAAUGACUAUUACAGUUAUGAGAAUCACCAAUGAGAGUGUUUACUCAAAAUUAGAUGCAUUCAAUCCAGACACAUUAUGAUAAUAAGAGUUUGGGGGGAAGUUUAUCUUUAAAUGUCAUAUGUAAAAAUAUGAAUGGUCCUAAAAUAAGGCUUGAAUUUGUUUAAGCAUAGUAUUAUUAUAUAUUUCUUUGAUUUUAGGAUGAAAUGUGACCUGGGCAUUGUUUACAUGAGAUUCACUCUUUCAUAGUACCGCAUGAUUUUAUAAUUUUUUAGAUGAGGACCGGCUGUCAAAGAGAAAGAGUGUUGGAGAAACAAUAUCUUUACAAGUGGAGGUAGAGUCCAGAAAGGACUCUAAAAGGAUGACAAAGCAUGUAUUUCUUACAAAGAGAUUAAAUAUUAUUAGUAUCAGUGGACUGAUAGUCCAAUUAGUUGCACAAGAACGUCUCUGCGCAAAGAAUUAGUUCUUUUUGGUGCUAAUUUUGGUUUCUAAUAGAUUGAGGUUUUGGUAUAUUUACUUGUUUGUUUUUUUAAGUCAUUGAAAACUUUUUUGUCACAGUGCAAUCUGUGUGGAAAUCUGGACUCCAGAUAGCUAAAGUUGCUAAACACUGUUAUUACUGACUAAUGUUAAGGAGCUCCGGUGUUGAAGGAAGUGGUUAAUUAGCAUUUUUUACUAUUUAUCAAAUUGUACUCAUAGCAUCUAUAACCUGCAAAGUUUUGCAUAUUUUAAGUGCUUCCUCACAUUAUUGUGGCAUCAGCCAUUUUCAUAAUGUAAGUAUAAAUGUUUUCAUUGUGUAUAUAAUGUUCCAUAUAAGAACUCCAUAAAUAUAUGUAAAUUACUUUAUUAGUUUUAGAAUGCACUGAUUUAGUCUUGUUUAUUGGUUAGGUAAUUGUCUUUGUGUGCGUGUGAGUGUGUGUGAGCGUGUGCGUGUGUGUUUCCCCAUAAAGAACUAAAUGGCAUGACACCUUCAUUUUAAGAGUUGGCCAGUGGCAGUUGUGGUUUUUGUGAUUGACUGCUAGCUCGAGGGCUCAGACACAAAUAAAGAUAAACACCCAGCAGUUUUACCAUAUUUACCUAGACAUAAGUCUUGCAAUCCAUCAGGAAAGGCAGCAUCACCAUACAUCAAACUUAUUUUAUUGCUUUUAUGUUCCUUUCUUUUUGUAUGCCUGUGGUUUUAUACUGUGCCAUAGACUGAACUGCUGUGAUUUCUGUUGGAGUUUUGUCAACUUGCUAUUGCUUUUUUCAUCGACUGAUUGCUGUAAAUGUUUAGUGUGUGACUGUUUUUAAGAGCAUAUAAAACAAGGCCACAGUUAAAACAGUUUUAAAAUGUAAUUUCCAAUUCCAAUUAAUAUAGAAUUUUUAUUAUACUGGUGGUCAAAAGUUAUUAAUAAUGUACAGAUUUAGCUGUUUUGGAAGGAACUUUAUUUCACCAAAGUGGCGUUACUGAUGUAAAAAAAACAGCACCAUCACUAUUUGAAAAAAGUCAUUUUUAAUCAGAUCAUAACAAUGUAUGUAUUAGAUAAAAACAAAACAUAAAUAGCUAGUAUGAUGCAAAUUACAUUCUGUAUAGGUUUUCAGAACUCCAUGUGAAUGCGUGGCUUAUAUAUUAUAAAAUACUUGUAGAAUGCAUAUAGUAUCUCAACAAAGCAGGGAACGUUAGGUUUAGGGGAAGGGGUAGGUGUAGGGUGUCUGUGGGACUCUUAAGUGAUGCCGCAGUACAGUAUGGUAGUAUUCAAUUGGUGAAAAUAGCAUGAAAUAGCAUGAUUGUGCAAAGAACAUGCUUUUUGUUGCUAUUUACACAAAGCAGCCAGCAGGCAGUGGCAAAAUAAUUUUUAUACUGUUGUAUGAGUAAGUUAGGUGACGUGAAGUGAAGCCGCUUCAGCCAGUGUUUACAUACAGCACUAUAUUAUCGCUUGUAUUACUAAUAGUAAAGCAAGAAAAUAGCUUUAAACUGCUUUAAACAAACAACAUCAGCAUUACAGCUAAUCAUAUCUGAGAGUCUCAACAGACUGAUUAAUUACACAAACUGAAGGCGCUUACCUCUUAUCGUACUUUCCACAUUGGAGUGGACACUGUUUAAAAUGGAGGACAUUGCGGUUUCUAUAGCGAAUGACUCUUGCGCACCGGCUACCACGAAAUAGGUAGAAUUACCCCCGCUUGGACUGCUAUUUUCCACUGAGAAAGCUGAUCUUCAGAAAGCUGACAGCAUCUCUGCUUGGGUGUGGCAACCGGUGAACGCACACGAUCUGUCUCUCUCUCUCUCUCUCUCUCUCUCUCUCUCACACACACAUCCAUCCAUCCUUGUUUAUCCAAUAACUUGUUAGAAACAGCACAAGCCGUGAUACUAUUUCUGAAGUGAACAUUUUGAAUUACUAACGAAGGUUUGGACGCAUCAUUUGUUUUGAACCAGCAAUGGCAGAUUCUGAUCGGUCGCGUAAUAAAGUAGAUCCAUGCACAAAUGCAUUUUUAUGACCUUACUUACAUAAGUUUUUCCUAAUUUUUUUUUAUUUACUUGUUCAUUGAACUGUUGUGUAUAUAAGCAAUAUCAAACUCGCAAUCAUGCUAUGUGGCCCUAAAUCAGCACUGCUGUGAUUACUAAUGGCACUCGGCCUGCGGCUGAAUCACAGCAGUGCUGAUGUUAGGGCCAUAUAGCAUGAUUGCGAGUGUGAUAUUGCUUAAAUAUAUAUGUAUAUAUGGAUAACUUAUAAAUAUUUUAGUAACCUGGAUAGAAAAAUUGUUACAAUUUGUAAUGAUCUUGGUCUUUAAAUGCCAAUAUUAUCUGAUACCGACAUUCUUAACAAUAUAGCGUGUAUUUCUGCAUUACAUUGUCUAUACUCCAGGAUACAAUCAUCAUGCAAAUACUCAUGAAUCCACAGCUUGCAACAUUGCAAAAUCAUUUUAAUGUAUUCCAUGUACAGAAUAUUACAAUAUAACUAACUAAACUAGACAAAUACCCAGCAUUUCUGAAAAUCCUUUCUUUUUUUAAUCCCAGAGAUGUGAUCAAGUACAGCGCAGGUGUCUAAACAAAUCAUGAAUGUCAAGAUAUGAGCAUUCAUAGUCUGAAUGAAGCUUGUUUUGCAUAAUGUUCAUCCCAAAAUGUUUUGUUUUAGUUUUUUCAGAAGACACAAUGUUUCAGUGUCCUGUAAUUUUGUUUCAAAGGAAGCUUUUUUAAAUAAAUUAUUAUGUUAAUAAUAAUAUUUAACUUAAAAAAUAAAAACCCAACUAACAUUCUGUCCAUUCUCUUUCCUCUCUUAAUUUUUGAUC
Molecule: messenger RNA, 5491 nt
Organism: Xyrauchen texanus (razorback sucker)
Lineage: Eukaryota; Metazoa; Chordata; Actinopteri; Cypriniformes; Catostomidae
Product: protein EFR3 homolog B-like
Exons: 15
Biological process (GO): protein localization to plasma membrane
Cellular component (GO): plasma membrane
Source: RefSeq, a predicted model, not a curated record